Molecule: messenger RNA, 459 nt
Organism: Arabidopsis thaliana (thale cress)
Lineage: Eukaryota; Viridiplantae; Streptophyta; Magnoliopsida; Brassicales; Brassicaceae
Product: Plant self-incompatibility protein S1 family
Exons: 1
Coding region: 1-459 (152 amino acids)
Cellular component (GO): extracellular region
Source: RefSeq, marked reviewed
AUGACAACCAUGCUAAAAACACAAGUUCAUGUGGUGGUAAUAUAUCUACUCAUCCAAAUAGCUUUCUCACAAGUGAAACCCGGUUCUGAUCUAAAGUGGUCUACUUUAAAAUCAGUGGUGACGAUCACAAACCGCCUUGGCGAUGGUUCGACCUUAAAACUUCAUUGUAAGUCCGCAGAUGACGAUCUUGGCCUCAAAAUCCUCGCUCCGAAUGGUUCUUGGUCGUUUAAAUUUAGACCAAGUAUUGUUCCUGGAGUGACACUUUUCUUUUGUCAUUUCACAUGGCCUGGACAAUCAAAAUGGUUUAACAUUUACGAUGAUGACAGAGAUGGUGUUCGUAUGGGUAUUCCAUGCAUCUACUGUAUCUGGGAUAUAGGCAAAUAUGGGCCAUGCAGGUUUAGUGAAAUAGAUGAUGCAUUUAAUAUUUGUUAUGAUUGGAAUGGAAACCGAAGAUCAUAA